Messenger RNA from Vicia faba (fava bean), 2901 nucleotides. The record is from the annotation of a GenBank genome assembly. NCBI's taxonomy places the organism in Eukaryota, Viridiplantae, Streptophyta, Magnoliopsida, Fabales, Fabaceae.
AUGCGCUCAGGAGCUUAUACAUUGCAAGAGACACUAACAGCCGAGGCUGCUUCAAUCUUGAAGCACUCUUUAGGCUUAGCACGUAGAAGAGGCCAUGCACAAAUCACACCUCUUCAUGUUGCUGCUACAUUGUUGAGUUUAUCAUCUUCUUCUUUAAGAACCGCAUGUCUCAAAUCUCAGCAACAAAAUAACCAUAACCAUAACCAUAACCAUAACCAUAACCAUAACCAUAACCACCCUCUUCAUUGUAGAGCUCUUGAACUUUGCUUCAAUGUUGCUCUCAACAGGCUUCCAACUAUCACUACUACUCAUUCUUCUCCUUUGCUUCAACCUCAUCAGCAUGUUCCUUCUCUUUCUAAUGCUCUUAUUGCUGCUCUUAAACGAGCUCAAGCUCAUCAAAGAAGGGGGUGUAUUGAGCAAAAUCAGCAACAGCCUCUUUUGAGUGUUAAGGUUGAGCUUGAUCAGCUUAUUCUUAGUAUUCUCGAUGACCCUUCUGUGAGUAGGGUUAUGAGAGAAGCUGGUUUUCAAAGUGUUUCUGUUAAAAAUAACUUAACAGAAAGAAGCUCUUCAAACUCUAACCUUUCUGUUUUUCAUUCUUCUUCUUCACCUUCUCUUACUCAUAAUAACCAUUUCUCCAGUUCUUAUGGUUAUGGUUACGGUUAUGGUUAUGGUUCAGUUCUUUUUUCUCCUCAGAAGAAACCACAAGUGUUUAAUAAUAAUAAUAGUAAUAAUCCUAGAGAUGAUGUUAAUGUUAACCUUGUUUUUGAUGUUCUUUUGAGGAAGAAGAAGAGAAACACUGUGAUAAUCGGCGAUACCGUUGCGUUAACCGAAGGACUAGUUGGUGAGUUGAUGGAAAGAUUUGCGAGAGGUGCAGUUCCUGAUGAGAUGAAAAAAGCUCAUUUUGUGAAGUUUCAUAAUCUUGCUUCGGUUUCUAGUUUGAAAAGGGAAGAAGCUGAGAUGAAUGUUGUGAGAGUGUUGAAAAGGAAGGUUAGUGAUUGUGUUGCAUUAGGUGCUGGUGGAGGUGUUUUCUAUGUUGGAGAUUUGAAGUGGAUAGUGGAUUGUGAUGAUGAUGAUGAUGAGAAGUUAAGUGAUUAUGUUGUGGAUGAAAUGGGAAAGUUGUUUGGUGAAAAUGGAAACAAUAUUUGGCUUAUUGCAACAGCUAGUUAUCAAACAUACAUGAGAUGUCAAAUGAGGAUACCAAAUCUUGAGAAUCAAUGGUGUCUUCAAGCUCUUCCUGUUCCUUCUGGUGGACUUGGUUUGACUCUUCACUCUUCAAGUGUGCAUGAUUCAAAAAUGAGCAUAACUCAAAACCCAUCUCUUAUGAUGGAAUCAAAGCUCUUUAGCAACAAGGAGGGACAUGAUAAGCUUAAUUGUUGUGAAGAAUGUGCUUCAAGUUAUGAAAAAGAAGCUCAAUUAUUCAAACCACCUCAGAAGAAUCUCUUGCCUUCAUGGCUUCAGUCUCAUAGUACAGAAACUCAUCAUAAGGAUGAAUUGACUGAGUUGAAGAAAAAGUGGAACAACAUGUGUCAAUGUCUCCACCAUAACAAACAACCUCAAAACCAUUGGAACAACCCUUAUAAUUCAUUAAGUUCAAUAUCUUUUGCUGAUUCUGUAACCAAACCAGCUUAUAGCUCAAAUAUUAUACCUCGGUUCCGGCGCCAACAACAAUCUUCCACCAUUGAGUUCAAUUUCAAUGAUGAAAAAUCACAGAAAAACCAUAUGGCCGCAACAAGCUUGGAUUCUCUUAAGGGUAGUAUGGAAGAUACUAAAGAGGAGAAUGUUCCAUGGCAAUAUGAAGCAGUUAGUUCAAUAGCAGAAGCAUUGGUUGAUUCGAAAUCGAAGGAAUGUGCUACUUGGUUGUUUUUGCAAGGGAAUGAUUCUAUUGGGAAGAAAAGGUUGGCACUUGCAAUUGCAGAAUCUGUUUGUGGAUCAGUUGAUAUGUUAUUUCAAUUGGAUAUGUUGAAGAGAGAGAAUUCAGAGACACCCUUUUCUGAAAUAGUUGUUGGGCUAAUGAGAAACCAUGAAAAGUUUGUUGUUUUGGUUGAAAAUGCUGAUUUUGGUGAUACCCUUUUGAGGAAAAUGGUUGAUGAUGAAUUUGGGAUUGGAAAGUUUGGAACUUUGGGCCAGAAAAUAUUCAUAUUGACCAAUGGAUGCAAUAUGGUUAGUGAAGAUCAGAAGAAGGAUUCUGUGAUGAAGUUGGUUUUGCAGAUAAGUGAAACUGAGAAAAAACCAGCUUUGGAGUUAUCAUCGUCUUCGUCAUCAUCGCCUUGUUUGAGUAAUAAAAGAAGGGCUGAACUUGAUUUGUUUGGCAAGAGUAAGAAUCCAAGGAUUGAAGAAAAUGAAGGGAAGGACAAAAAGAUAGAAAUUUCAUUUUCAAGACAAUCGAGUUUCAACAACACUCUUGACUUGAACAUGAUAGCUGAUGAAGAAGAUGAUAAUGAUGAUGAUGAUCGUGAUCACGAGGGAGAAAAUAGUCCGAUCUCAAGUGAUUUGACAAGAGAAACAUUAGGAGAGCAUUUGAUCUCGAACGGAUCACUUGACUCUAUUGAGAAUUUGUUCGAGUUGAGUCAUACUCCGGAUAAGAACAAGGAAACGACAAAGAUGUUUAUGUCUAUGGUAAAAAGAUCAUUCGAGGAGGUUUAUGGGAAUGUAAAGUUUAGUGUACAAGAUAAGGUGAUAGAGGAAAUUGGUGUUGGGUGUGGGGGGUUUACUAACAACAUGUUUGAGAAAUGGCUAAAAGAGAUUUUUCAAACAAGUUUAGAAAGAGUUAAUGGUGGGGGUAAAAAUGGUAUAGUUUUUACACUUUGUUGGGGUGGUAAAGAGGAUAGAAAAUGGGAUAGAGGGUUUAUGGGUUCAUGUUUGCCUAAAAAUAUCCAAAUUGUUAACUACUUAAUGGAUUGA